Amoebophrya sp. A25 is the source of this 5033-nucleotide messenger RNA. The record is from the annotation of a GenBank genome assembly. Lineage: Eukaryota; Dinophyceae; Syndiniales; Amoebophryaceae.
UAGUGAUGUGAGUCUUUUUGUUAAUUGAUGUCGUUUUCUUUUGGAAAGAACCUAUCAUGUGUAAUGAGCUUUCCAUGAUCAUGUCUAACUGCUUGUUCACGUGAAGAAGUUAGAAGAUGGUAGUCUAGUACUAGUAGUAGUCCUCGGAUGUCGUACAUGGUAAAAAUGCCUCCUCGUCCUCGCGUGAGGUAAGAGUAAGAGGCACCCACAAGAAGAAGUACAAAUCAAUUGCUAGUAGUAGAGCAGAAGCGUCAGUGACACGUUUUCUGGUCUGCGUUUGGUUCGACAAAGCCUCGCCAACAUUGCAUGACUGCUAGCACAGCUAACGACAAAACGACGACCGAACCCUCAGGGACAAUACAAAACGACUUCACCAGAGUACUACAAGAACUAAAUUCGUUUAAGCCGCAACACAGAAAAAGUAUACGGAAUAGCGAAUGAUUUUGCAUCAGCAGUGACCACACCAGACGACCUCACACGUACCACUUUAUUGUCAGAAAGAGGCCGACGACCAUACACGGUUUGAACGAGCAACAAACACAACGACAAGAUGUCUCUCUUCGGCGGUGGAGGAGGUGGCGGCCUCUUCGGUGGAGGUGCCGCACAACCCGCACAGCAGCAAGGCGGUUUGUUUGGUGGAGGCAACACUGGAGGUGCUGGACUCUUCGGCGGUGGCAAUAUGACCACACCUGCGCAACCAACACAAAGUGCAGGACUCUUUGGCCAGACGCCUGCACCAAAUCAAGGAGGAGGUAAGAUUAUCAUUAUAACGAGCAGUUCAACAUCAAGGAAGUUAUGAGGCAACUAGAUGAAUCAAAUUCAAAGUAAAAAAACUCCAAAAACAGCUUUUUAGUAGCAAUGGCUUUGUCAACACUUUGUGAUCAAUGAUUUUUGACUCGUUUUUCAUUUCAGGUGGUCUUUUCGGUAGUACACCGACGCCAAACACGGGAGGAGCCUUCGGGCAGACAACGCAGCCUGCGACUGGAGGCGGCUUAUUUGGAAAUACGCAGCCGCAGGCCCAACAAGGUGGCGGUCUUUUUGGCGGUGGCGCUGCUCAGCCUCAGACCGGCGGCGGCCUCUUCGGCAGUACGCAACCCCAAGCACAGCCACAGGCUGGUGGCGGUCUUUUCGGUGGCGGUGCUGCGACGCAACCACAAGGCGGCGGCCUUUUCGGGGGCGGAGCACAGCCACAGGCUGGCGGCGGCCUUUUCGGAGGACAACCACAGCAACCCGCAGGAGGAGGUAAGAAACUAAACUAUGUAUAUUCUUCUACAACAAUUGCCGUUGUCCUUCACCCUUACAAUAAGUUCACAACAUCUUAUAUUCAAAGAAUUUUUUCAUCUUAGAAGAGAAAAGAACUACUGGAAAACUCCCGCAAUACCUUUUUGUAAUCAGGUCUCUUUGGCGGCGGCGCGGCAGGUCAGAAUAGUUUGAACCAGCUGAAUCAAAUGGGCCAAGUCGUAGGGUCAACUGUACCUUACCAGAUGACACAAUUGACAGACACCACUAAUGGCAAGUCAACGCUGGAGAAAUACAUCUCGAUGUCGACGAUGCAAGCCUAUAAUCGUAUCUAUUUUUCUGAUUCUCUAGCAUAAAAGUAGAAACAGAUGUCAUAAACAUAAUCGUCCAUCAUCAAGGUAGUUGUUUUAUGAUCAAGAUCGCUAUUGCUUGUCAGAACAUCAUUUUCAUUGUUUUUCUUUCGCUUCGUAGAUGAUUUCUUUGCCAUUCAGCAACAACUGUAGUAUACCUACUCAUGUCUUUCUUGAAUUUUCAGAAAAAUCUGUGGAGGAGAUUCGAUGGGAGGACUAUCAGGCCAAUCGAAAAGCACCAACUGGUGGAGCGGGCUUUGGCGGUGCAGCAGGCGGUGGAGUAUUUGGCGGACAGCCUGCACAAUCUCAAGGUGGUGGACUCUUCGGCGGAGGCGGUGCGCCAGCCGCAGGUGGCGGUGGACUCUUCGGGAAUCCUCAACCGAAUCAAGGCGGAGGUCUCUUCGGUGGCGGUCAGCAGCAAACAGCUCAGCCACAAGGUGGCGGUUUGUUUGGGCAGCCAGCGCAACCUCAGGCGGGUGGUGGUCUCUUUGGCGGUGGUCAACAGCCGCAGGCUGGAGGCGGCCUGUUUGGAGGAGGUAGCUCGAGUACGACGCAACCGCAGGGCGGGGGCCUCUUCGGAAAUACCGCUGCACAACCACAAGGUGGAGGCUUGUUUGGAAACACUGCUGCAGCACAGCCACAACAAGGCGGUGGGCUCUUCGGAAACGCCACCGCCCAGCCCCAAGGCGGCGGUCUAUUCGGGAACCAGGCAAAACCGCAAGGGGGCGGCCUCUUCGGAAACCAGCCAGCGCAACCUGCAGCAGGAGGCGGACUCUUCGGCAACCAGCCAGCGCAGCCGGCAGCGGGAGGUGGACUUUUUGGCAACCAGCCGGCGCAGCCGGCAGCAGGAGGUGGACUCUUUGGAAACCAGCCAGCACAACCGGCAGCAGGAGGUGGGCUCUUUGGUAACCAGCCAGCACAACCGGCAGCAGGAGGCGGCUUGUUCGGAAACUCGCAGCCAGCCGGCGGUGGACUCUUUGGCAACCAGCCGGCGCAACCCGCAGUUGGUGGUGGUCUCUUCGGAAACAACCAACCAGCAGGUGGCAGUUUAUUCGGAAACGCCACUGCGCAACCUGCCGCUGGUGGAGGUCUCUUCGGAAAUGCUACUGCGCAGCCCGCAGCAGGCGGUGGUUUAUUUGGCAACACAGCGCAGCCUGCAGCAGGCGGUGGCCUUUUCGGAAACCAGCUGGCCCAACAAGCAGGCGGAGGUCUUUUCGGUAAUACUCAACCGGCUGGCGGUUCUCUCUUUGGCAAUACAGGAGCGCAGCCGCAACCUCAGGCACAAGGCGGUCUCUUUGGGAACGCAGGGGCUCAAGCAGCUGGAGCAGGACUUUUCAACAAUGGAGUCGGAAAUCUAUCUACGCAGGCUCAACUCCUGCAAGCCAUGCAAGACGUCGGCGUCGUAGCGCAGAUGGUCGCAGAGGAGCGCGCAAGGCAAAGUACUGCUAACUUCGACGAUCAAGAUUCCCAGUGAGUGAAUAAAGUCUCUAGUACAUUAAACACAGUUUGAUCAAGAUUCCUAGUUUGUGAAUUUAGUUGUCUCUAAUAAGUAGCUUGAACACAGUUUGUUAUACAUAGUGGCAAAUCUUCCGUCUUCAUGUAUACUUACCUUUUCACGACUCCCACUCACAUUCAAUAACCAAUCAACAGCGCCAAUAACGGAUCAAAAUCUGGUAACCGCGUACGCAGCACCACCGAGACCAUUAGGUCUCAUUACUCCAAAAACACCGCCAAAAAUUGCAAAUUUAUGGAGGCAGGCAGCCCCAGAGCCCAGCAGCGACCCUCGUCCAAGAAGGACAUCAGAAUACGCGCGAGAAAUCGCAAGCAGCCCUAGCAGAGCAAGCGUAUAUAGAUUUUGACUAUAGUACCAUGAUUUCUUGUAGAACACUAGCCUCUCGCUCUUUGUGCACUUGAUGGAUUUUUUCUGAUUUUCAUUCGCCUGAUCGUGAUCCUAAUAAUAUAGAUAGAUAGAAGAUGGAACUCCAACUCUUUCUUUUACUACAGCUAUCACCAAAGAGUUUCCGGAGCAAUGCGCCAGUAAUUGACGAGUCGCCGCUGUACACGAGUCUGCCUUUGCGACAGCCGCGGUCAGCAAGUAACAGCGGGCCAUCAACCCCUCAGCAAGUAUCCGCGGGGACACCUCCUCAGCCUCCGACCCCAGUAGUCACGUCAGCACUCCCCGAAAUAGAAUGGGCAAUAAAACCCCAGAUCAUCCGACAUCGACAGUACUGACUUAAAUUUAUCUUGCUCAGUUGGAUACUACCUGCAGGCCGAUCGCGGAUCUUGCAAUUGAAGAAACACAAACAUUUGAAUUCUAUAUUGAACAAAAUCUGCUGGAUACAACAUACGAGAAGAGGGCUUUUACUUACUUAGAAUCUCCAUUUAUUUACUCACUGUGACAAAUUCUUGACAAAAACAGAAGCGAAGACUUAGUUGGAGGCGCGCCGGCCAUUAACGGAGGUCCUCACUCACCCAAGUAUCCUGGAUCUCCGCAGUUAAAUGCGAUGCACGCCGGGCGUGGGGGAGAAGCACCUGCGCCAAGGUCAAUGGUGCCGAGAAUGACCAGAGCAGGGUACUACUGCAAACCAAGUUUGGAGCAGCUCGCAGAAAUGUCAGAGUCGCAGCUCUCGCACGUUGUAGGUUUUGAAUACGGGCGCUACGGAUUUGGCUCUGUCGUUUGGCCAGGAGCGUUGGAUUUGCGGUUCUUGAAUUUAGAUGAAGUUUUGGAAAUCAGCAAAAUGAGCGUCACUGUACACCAAAACGUGAACACGAACAAGAACGAAUCAGAACUGACGAAGAUGCUGAACGGAGACUCAAAUGCCAAUGGAGGUGGAAACGCAUUGAAGAACAAAGCAAUGAUAGUCUCACUCCUAAUUGAACACAGCAGUAGUCGCCCGAUAGAUCAUCCGAAGCUAGCGAAACGACUACAGCAACUAACCGAUGAAGCUGGCAACGAGUUCAUUCGGUGGGACCCUGAAAAUAGCACGUGGAUCUUUCAAGUGCCAGAACAAGCUUCAUAGCAUGUUGUCCGUGAACUGAACAGACCUACAAUUAGAGAUCACAACAUUGGGUUUGAACUUGAUGAAGAUCUCUUCUUGAUGGUUUCACUUUCAAAAAGUUUAAGUUGUAUCACCUUCAUAUGAAGAUGGAGCACCGGAUCCCGGGCUCGAUUCAAAUGCAUGAAACUUGAACUUCACUAUUCGCAUAUUUCUUUGACAUAGAUUUUUCAUUCCAACGAUACCUGAGCGAUAAUCUUCGGCGGUGUCUAUAGGUAACUAUCUUCUACGUAUUGAUGAAGGUGAUCGUGUUUUCUUCGAUAGCUCUACAUGGUAGAAGAAAUAUGAUGUACAAACAUGUAAAUCGCUAUCCUAGUGGUCGCGAACUGGAUGGCUCAGACUCAGUGGAAAGUGAAAGAUUACUACGCGAUGAGAAAUUAAUAGGAUC